CUUUACCUCGACUUCGUACAUCUAUCUGCGAAGCAGACCUGAUUAAAACAUUGUAGAUGGCAUUUCUGCCUCUCCGGGCAACAGCCAUGACGGGGGCUUUGAAUGUCCUUUUCAUUGCCUGUUUGCUGCAAGGUACCCUGUGUGGAGAGUUCAGAACAUUUAUGCCGAAGACUAUUGAGGUUCUCAGUGGAUCAUGUGUGACCAUCCCCUGCUCCUUUGACAUUGAAGACAAAUAUAAAACAAACUUAGAUAACACAUGUAAAGCAAUAUGGACACAUGAUAAAAAGACUGUUGUGUUUGACAGCAGCAAUCCUCAACAAACUCCAAUAAAAGGAAAUUUCACAGGAGACUUAAAACAAAAAGACUGCACCACAACCCUGAACAACAUGAAACCUGCUGACAGCAACACAUAUAACUUCAAAUUGGAAUGUGACAGUGCACUGAGAUAUCAUUUUGUUCAACAAGUCUUGAAUAUUGUAGUCAAUGCUCAUCUACCCAGACCCACUCUGAGUCCGUCCACGCUGGAGGCGAAGGAGGGAACCUCAGUGAGUCUGAGGUGCUCUGCUCCAGCUCCCUGUCUGUCUCAUCCUCCAUCUCUGACAUGGACCCCCAGGCUGGGUGACAGUCAGGAGACACUGCAGGAGAAUCAGGACAAAACUCAAGUCCAGACCUCUGUAGUGACCUUCACUGCUUCUCACCUCCAUCAUGGACAGACAGUCUCCUGUACUGCCACCUACAACAAACAAGAUGGCAGCAGCAAGUUCGCUGUUAUCAAAAGUUUCACAGCAGAUAUAUCAUUUGCUCCUCAGAUCUUGCUCUCAUCUAAUUGCACCAAAGCUGCAGCCCAGCUCACCUGUUCCUGUGAGACUGUGGGAAACCCUUCUCCUGCUUUACAGUGGUAUCUGGAUGGGUUACCUCUCAAUAAUUCAGAGAAGCUGGUUAUCAGCUAUGAGCCUCUGAAAAACACAAGCCUGAGGAGCAUCAUCACAGUGAAUCAACUGCAGGAGAGGGAUCUUUCCACUUUGAUCUGCCAUAGCUCCAACUCUCUUGGAUCUGCCACUCUGCGCUUUUUUGUCUACAGCCCUGAGCCUCAAACAUCUGCCGAAACAUGUUCAGGUCAAGUUUUGUUUCAACUCUUCAUCUCAGCACUUGGUAUAGCGUCACUAUUAUGUGCUCUACUGUUUGCUUUCAGAUUUUGCAGGCAUCAGAGGACUGGCUGCCAAAAUCCUACAAAGACUCAGAGCACAAGUGACACCAGCUCAGUUGUGAUGACAACUGAAAAUGAAAAUAAGGUGUCUAACACAGGGGAGGAGGAUAUUUAUGUCAACACCAUUACAAUGAGAGAGUCAAAUAUGCCAAAUACUCCUCCGGAAAGUCAACAGGUUGUAAGUAAAAGCUCGGUGAAGAAGAAUGAGGAAGACAGCGACCUGGUUUACUCUGAAGUGAUGUGGAAGAGCAAUAAGAAGAAGGGAGAACACAACAGGAAUCAUGUGAGCUAUGCACUGGAGAUGGGGUGGCCAUAUGAAAAGACUGAGACUGGAAAAGAUGCAGAGACGACCAUGUGUAGUGAAUAUGCCCAGGUUCAUUUUAGAGACAAGAAUAUUAACUUAUAAAAACCUUAUAAUUUCUAUGAUCAUUUUUGUAUCAGCGGUGGUGGUUUUAGUAAUGACUAUGGAUUGAAUUUUAUCAUUGGUGUUUAGUCCCUAACAUACACAGGAGUCAUUUCUAAAACACAGUGCAAACUAAUAAGCACCACAAAAUUGACAAGUCUAAGGACCAAUGGGUCUAUAAAUUGGAUUUUAAAAUGAAGCA
Plectropomus leopardus (leopard coralgrouper) is the source of this 1812-nucleotide messenger RNA. RefSeq names its product sialic acid-binding Ig-like lectin 14. Gene Ontology annotation, molecular function: sialic acid binding. NCBI's taxonomy places the organism in Eukaryota, Metazoa, Chordata, Actinopteri, Perciformes, Serranidae. Gene Ontology annotation, cellular component: plasma membrane. The record is from RefSeq and is a predicted model, not a curated record. Gene Ontology annotation, biological process: cell adhesion.